CAUCUUUUAUUUUUCCUUACUGUAGUUUCCGUUAUGAAGGCAGAAUGAAAACAAUUACGCAAUGAGAACAGCGGUCGGUGUGUCUGCCUGCUGGUCUCUGCUGCCGCGCCUGCUGUAGUGACCGAGGGGCGGGAACGGAAAAUAGCGGGAAGACAGGCCAGCAGGUACAGCAGUGUCUCGUGGUGUGAGGCAUCUGUCCACACACGCAACAACAGAAAACGCUUGUCCUUGCAGUGGUGUGGUGAGUGGCAUUGCUGAGGUCACCAUGUCUCUGGCCUCUAAAGUGACUCUGGGUGUUGCGUGCUGUGUCACCGCUGGCAUUGUGGGAUACGUGCACCUCAAGCAGAGCAUUGACAGGGAGAAGCUGCACGAGGGAGUUAUUCGGGACGUGGAGAGGCAGCAGCGACGCAAGGCAGAGAACGUUUAUGUGUUGCAGCGGCAGUCUGACCUCACCAAGCAGCUGAGGCAGGAGCAGCAGCAGCGGGAGGCAGCACAGCAGGCCACACCAACCUAGGUACAGCUGAUGUGCAGUAAAGGCUGAAUGAAACAAGCCUUAACAAGAGGACAUUUCACCCAAAAGACCCUGGAAGUGAGGGAGUUUGGAAGGGCACGUGUCAGAGACAACUCCCCAGGCAGCACUGACGGGUGUAGGGCACACCAGGGGUGGUGGGUGGUGGGUGAGGCUCAGCUUUACUACACAAGACUGGCAAUGUUGAAGGAACUCAAAGCAACCACUGGAAGAGAAUGUGGUGAAAUGUCAAGGGAAAUGCUUUCCACUGUUUGUAAUGGUGGUGUUGUGCACCACCACCAGUGCCUGGACCACAAUGCCCAUCACCUCAAACACUUGUGAUAUAUUGUAGUAAUAAACUGUGUGUGUGUAUGUA
Molecule: messenger RNA, 884 nt
Organism: Portunus trituberculatus (swimming crab)
Lineage: Eukaryota; Metazoa; Arthropoda; Malacostraca; Decapoda; Portunidae
Product: protein PET117 homolog, mitochondrial-like
Exons: 4
Coding region: 266-514 (82 amino acids)
Biological process (GO): mitochondrial respiratory chain complex IV assembly
Cellular component (GO): mitochondrion
Source: RefSeq, a predicted model, not a curated record